Messenger RNA from Aspergillus tubingensis, 1440 nucleotides. Its product is annotated as putative pachytene checkpoint component Pch2. The transcript has 8 exons. Gene Ontology annotation, biological process: meiotic recombination checkpoint signaling; reciprocal meiotic recombination. Lineage: Eukaryota; Fungi; Ascomycota; Eurotiomycetes; Eurotiales; Aspergillaceae. Gene Ontology annotation, molecular function: ATP hydrolysis activity; ATP binding. The record is from RefSeq and is a predicted model, not a curated record. Gene Ontology annotation, cellular component: nucleus; chromosome. Bases 1 to 1440 code for a protein of 479 amino acids.
AUGGACGUGAGCGUCAAUAGUUGCGUUCCAAACCCAGUGGAAGAGUCUCAACGCCCCAUAUUGCAUAUUGAGGCUCGAGUGAAAUGUGCUAGUGAUGGCAUGAUCGUUCGCACUGAUCUGGUUAGGGAUGAGGUUACAGAAUGGCUUCACAACAAUUUCAUCGUGAUGUCUGUUGAUCAAUUUAUCAAUUCUUUCGGAGGUCUAAGCGAACCACAUGCUCAAGCCCUGGAGUUUAUACUCGUGACCGAAUGUAGCGGCGGCAAUCUGGAGUCCGGUGCAUAUCGACUUCAGGAUGUCCAACUGGACGUUCAGGUGUACCAACUGCGUACAAAAUCGGAGCGACAAAGCUUGCAGAAGACCAGUGCACUUGAGGAUUCAGCAGAAGCCGGGGGUGGAGUCGCUACGGCAAGAGUACUGGCCUUACCGAGCAUAGAUCUGGAGGGAUUAUGGGAGACGUUGGAUUACGAUCAACCAAUUCAGUCGACGCUUCUUUCGGCUAUAAGUAGAAUGGUCUCGUUUUCUGCCCAUAAACUCGAUAAGUGGACUAUCAAUUGGAACAAGUUGAUACUCAUAUGGGGGCCACCAGGAACUGGGAAGACAAGCCUUUGUCGCGGUCUUGCCCAGAAGCUUGCAAUACGCCUGGGAACGGAUUAUCCCCAGAGCAAGCUAUUUGAGAUCAACGCAUACUCUUUAGGAAGCAAGUAUUUCGGCGAGAGUAGCAAACUUGUGAAUGGAAUGUUUGAGAACAUUGAGACAAUUCUCCAGGAGGAAGAAGAUACAUUCGUUUGUUUGUUCAUGGAUGAGAUAGAGACCUUGGUUGCUCGGAGAGACCGGGCACUGAGCAGCAAUGAGCCCUUUGACGCAAUUCGAGCAGUCGAUGCGGUACUCACAGGGCUGGAUAAGCUGAAAGAACAUUCGAAUGUUAUCGUUGUCUGCACCAGCAAUUUGAUUACGGCGCUGGACCAAGCUUUCCUCGAUCGAGUUGAUAUCAAACAAUACAUACCGCAACUAUCUAGCAGACCUAUAUAUAAUAUCUACAAGGACUGCCUAGAGGAGUUGAGCCAGAGUGGACUCAUUGGGGGUGUUUCAUUCGACGUGGUCCAAGUUACUCCGGACGAUCCCCAGACGGCUUUGCAGUAUGUGGAGCAGGCUGCGGAACACCUCACCCUCCCGACUUUUGACGAAGUGCUGCUGCACUAUAGAUCUUUCCCCGAUGCUAUACCCACGCUACUUGCUAAUGCUGUCUUUGAAAGUGAGGGGCUUAGCGGUCGCACGGUUCGAAGACUACCCGCUCUAUCGUUGAUUCUUUAUAGUAACGGUACCCGAUGCGAUAUUCGGACAGCAGUUGAGGCGCUGCGUAUGGGAAUAGCGUCGGAAUGGCAGGCUAAGACGGAGGCGACGAUGACUAUGGCGGAAGAGCAGCUCUCGGGAACAACAUAA